Molecule: messenger RNA, 1960 nt
Organism: Cryptomeria japonica (Japanese cedar)
Lineage: Eukaryota; Viridiplantae; Streptophyta; Pinopsida; Cupressales; Cupressaceae
Product: flavin-containing monooxygenase FMO GS-OX-like 4
Exons: 8
Coding region: 139-1620 (493 amino acids)
Molecular function (GO): flavin adenine dinucleotide binding; N,N-dimethylaniline monooxygenase activity; NADP binding
Source: RefSeq, a predicted model, not a curated record
ACAUUUCCAAUGGUCUUGCAUUAGUUCUGACUAACUUUCAGUCAUAUAGAUUGUAAAGAUCACGUUGUUCAUCUCAUAUAAGUUGUUUCAAUAUAACAAAAUUAAAUCUGCACGCCUAGGUGUCAUCGCAGUGAUGCCAUGUCAAUAGUAUUCAGAAACGUCACCCUUCGAUCUGCCGUGUCCAUCUUUCCAAUCAAGUAUAAACACAAAAACAAUUAUACCAUAACAAUCUGCAGCACCAAUAUACCCAAAACAACCCCAUCCAAGCACUAUAGCACCAUGAAAGAAAUUCCUAAGACCUGCAAAGUUGCUGUAAUUGGAGCAGGAGCAGCCGGGCUUGUAGCUGCCAGAGAACUAGAUAGAGAGAACCUUCAAAUUGUUGUUUUUGAUCAAUCUGAUAAUGUGGGUGGCACCUGGGUGUAUGACCCACAUGUGGAAUCUGAUCCCCUGGGCCUCGAUCCCAACCGUACAGUGGUACACAGCAGCAUGUACUUGUCCCUUCGCACAAAUCUGCCACGUGAACUGAUGGGAUUUCUCGACUACCCAUUUAAGGUGGUGGAAGGGAGGGAUUGCAGGAGGUUCCCUGGACACAGGGAAGUUGCACUAUAUUUGGAAGAAUUUGCAGCUGAAUUUGAUUUGUUGAAGUUUAUUAGAUUUCGAACAAAGGUGGAGUAUGUGGGCAUGGGUAACAAAGGUCAAUGGAUUGUGAGGUCUUGUGCAGACAAGACAGACUUAAAAGAAGAAUUUUAUGAUGCUGUAGUUGUGUGCAAUGGACAUUAUACUCAACCCAGAAUUGCAGAAAUUUCAGGUAUUGAUAGAUGGCCAGGAAAGCAAAUGCACAGUCAUAAUUACCGUGUUCCUGAUCCAUUCCAAGAUGAGGUUGUGGUUAUAAUUGGGAACUCAGCAAGUGGGGUAGAUAUUGCUAAAGAGUUGGCGGGAGUUGCUAAAGAAGUUCAUAUAUCAGCAAGGUCACUGAAUUCUACUGUAAAUAUGACAAAACCUGCAGAUGGCCCUGGCAAAACCUUUUUGCACCCUUUGAUAGAGUCUUUAUGCCAAGAUGGCACUGUGAGUUUCCAAGAUGGUGCCUCCAUUGUUGCUGAUUCUAUUAUCCACUGUACUGGAUAUUCAUAUCAUUUCCCCUUUUUGGAUACAAAGGGUGUUGUUACUAUCAAUGACAACUGUGUGGGGCCAUUGUAUGAGCAUGUUUUCCCACCCCUUCUAGCUCCUUCGCUUUCAUUUAUUGGCAUACCAUGGAAGGUUGUUCCUUUUCCAUUAUGUGAGUUACAGUCAAAGUGGGUAGCAUGUACAUUGUCAGGAAAUGCAGUAAUUCCAUCAAAAAAUUAUAUGAUGGAAGUUGUUAAAGAUUUAUAUGCUCAAAAUGAGGCUGCUGGCCGACCUAAACAUUAUACUCAUAAUAUUGGUAAUAAUCAGUUUGAAUAUUGUGACUGGCUUGCUGAUCAAUGUGGAUGUGCUCAUUUGGACACUUGGAGGAAAGAGAUGUACGAAUCAACUUCAAGAAAUAAAGUUAAACGCCCACUAACAUAUCAUGAUGAAUGGGAGGACCAUUACUGGCGUGAAAUAGCACUGUCAUCUCAGUCAAAAAUGAAGGAACAUACCUGAGAAUUGUUGGAGGCAGGAACGGAAGCGGGUUCCAAAGAAUUGCUGAAGUUAGGUGGCAGAAACAAUUUCUCAAGAAGCAUUUUUAGCAGAAUCUGUAUGUUGCUUCCAGAACCAGUGGAAGUGUGCUAAGAAGCACUCAUCUCUGUACAUAAGAGCCUUUGAAGUGUUCAUUGUUUACCUUUGAAAUGUGUUUCCAAAUAAGUUUGUACUUGGUAGUUGAAAUUUUCAAGUAAAGGAUCAUCAUUCCAUAUCAUUAGAGGUUAUGUUCUGCUGACACUGCCAAUUUCAACACAGAAACAUGAGUACAGGAAGUAAUAAUCAGGGAAACUUUUGUGGACUA